CCUCUUCCCCGUCCACGCCUACCCAUGUGACCAAGCAGCACACGUUUCCGCUCGAGUCCUACAAGCAGGAGCCGGAGCGCCUGGAGAACCGCAUCUAUGCAUCCUCGCCGCCAGACACCGGCCAGCGCUUCUGCCCGGCCUCCCAGAGCCCAGCCAAGCCACCACUGGCCUCCCCAACGCACCAGGCCACACCCAGAACUCAGAAGACUCAGAAGGUGGCGUUUACAUGCGAUUCAUGAGGUCCCACAAGUGCUAUGACAUCGUUCCAACUAGUUCCAAGCUUGUUGUCUUUGAUACUACAUUACAAGUGAAAAAAGCCUUUUUUGCGUUGGUAGCCAACGGUGUCCGAGCAGCACCUCUCUGGGAGAGUAAAAAGCAGAGUUUUGUAGGGAUGCUAACAAUCACCGAUUUCAUAAAUAUACUGCAUAGAUACUAUAAAUCACCCAUGGUACAGAUUUAUGAAUUAGAGGAACAUAAGAUUGAAACGUGGAGGGAACUUUAUUUGCAAGAAACAUUUAAGCCUUUAGUGAAUAUCUCUCCAGAUGCAAGCCUCUUCGAUGCUGUAUACUCGUUGAUCAAAAACAAAAUCCACAGAUUGCCAGUCAUUGACCCUAUCAGUGGGAAUGCACUUUAUAUCCUUACCCACAAAAGAAUCCUCAAGUUCCUGCAGCUUUUUAUGUCCGACAUGCCAAAGCCCGCCUUCAUGAAGCAGAACCUGCAGGAGCUGGGGAUAGGAACCUACCGCAACAUUGCCUUCAUCCACCCGGACACGCCCAUCAUCAAAGCCCUGAACAUAUUUGUGGAGAGACGGAUAUCGGCGCUGCCCGUAGUGGACGAGUCAGGAAAAGUUGUAGAUAUUUAUUCCAAAUUUGAUGUAAUUAAUCUUGCUGCUGAGAAGACCUACAAUAACCUGGACAUCACGGUGACACAGGCUCUGCAGCACCGGUCGCAGUACUUCGAGGGCGUGGUGAAGUGCAGCAAGCUGGAGACCCUGGAGACCAUCGUAGACAGGAUAGUGAGAGCCGAGGUCCAUCGGCUGGUGGUGGUAAACGAGGCCGACAGUAUCGUGGGCAUCAUUUCUCUGUCCGACAUCCUGCAAGCCCUGAUCCUCACGCCAGCAGGUGCCACACCGAAGGAGCCCGAAGCAGAAUGACCACCGCUGAGUGCAGCCGCCCUCGCAGAGCGUUUUGCCUCACGAACGCUGGCUGUGACAGAGGAGAGGAAAAUGGCUAAGAAUGUAUUCCAGGGUUUAGCAAUGGGUAUUUUUUUUCCAGUGAUGUAAGCAUUAAAAAAAAAAAAAAAUUUUUUUUUCUGUGCUCGAAGAUGCAGGCUUGCAUUGAGAAACUUUUCAGACCUCCGUCUGAAGGAUCCAAAUGCUGUACGUCAUAAAGUGCACCGUGUCCUGAAAUCCUUAUCUUUCAUUUCAAAGAAUGCACUGGGUUGGGGCAGGUGUGCGACAUAAGGUGCGUGCAGGACACCCGCAGACCCAGUGCCUUAUGUCGGGACCCAGCAACAUGUGUCCCCCGCAGCCGCUGGCCACGCACAGGAGCGAGGGACGCCGCCGCCGCCGCCACGCUCGCUCGAGGUGGGAGCCUUUGACCGGUCACCAAACCCAGCGUUUGCAUCAGACCUGCGAAAGUCGCAAGCUGAGUAUAAAUAAUUACUUUACAACUUCAGUGACACUUUUUUUCCGUUUGAAGUGUUUUAUUCUGAGCUACCACGUGAAUGAGGCUGCUUGAAAACAGCUCUAUUUAUUUUUAUUUCCAUGCCGUUUUUUUGGGUUUUUUUUUUUUUUUACGUACCUUUUGAUGGGAAAACUUCACUGCAUCCAUUAAUAAACUCUUGGUUGCUAUUUGAAAAUGGCCAUUUUCUCAUAAUUUAAGGACAUGGCAGGAGAUGGCUUCUAAAAUAGUGGCCACGGGGUCCUUAGAAGCAAGUGAAAGGGGAACCAAGUGCCAGAUAUGUUGGGGGGUUUUGUUUUGUUGUUUUGGCAAAAUCAUGCGGGCUGUACUCUACCACUGAAGAGACUGUACAUUCUGCUGUGCAUCCGGCAUUGUCACGCAGUCAAGCAGACCAGGGUCUCCUCACUGUGAGUGCUUGGAAGACGCUGACACUGUAUAAAU
Messenger RNA from Octodon degus (degu), 2123 nucleotides. It is a transcript of the gene Prkag2, whose product is annotated as protein kinase AMP-activated non-catalytic subunit gamma 2. The record is from RefSeq and is a predicted model, not a curated record. The transcript has 12 exons. NCBI's taxonomy places the organism in Eukaryota, Metazoa, Chordata, Mammalia, Rodentia, Octodontidae. The coding region runs from base 227 to 1153 and encodes 308 amino acids.